Molecule: messenger RNA, 933 nt
Organism: Fibroporia radiculosa
Lineage: Eukaryota; Fungi; Basidiomycota; Agaricomycetes; Polyporales; Fibroporiaceae
Exons: 2
Coding region: 1-933 (310 amino acids)
Source: RefSeq, a predicted model, not a curated record
AUGCGCUUCUGUUGGGAUCAACUUCUACGAGCAAUCAAAACCCUUGCUAGCAAUAUCCUGGAAUACCUGAAAACAUUCCUCUCUGUAUUUAACAAAAGCACAGCGGAACAAUUGCCAGAAGGAAAACCCUGGGAUCAUGCGAUCAAUCUAGAAGCUGGUUUUAAGCCCCAACAAGGAAAGGUAUAUCCGCUUUCACCAGCCAAACUUAAGGAGUUAGAUACCUUCAUUGAGGAAAACCUACGGAAGGGCUACAUCCGUCCAUCAAAGUCUCCUAUGGCAUCCCCAUUCUUCUUUGUCAACAAGAAAUCCGGAGAUCUCCGACCAUGCCAGGACUACAGGAAACUUAAUAAUGCCACCAUCAAGAAUGCCUACCCUAUACCAAGAGUAGAAGACCUAUUAGAUCGCAUCGCAUCCGCUAAACCAACAAUAUUCACUAAGCUUGAUCUACGCGCUGGCUACAACAAUGUACGCAUCAAAGAAGUGAAUCCACCAAUCACUGCAGAAGAACAACACCCAACACCUGUUCCAGCAGAACCCAGCCCAGAUCCACCCAGAUCAACAGUCGAUCCUGUCCCAGAAGAAGAACCUACUGAUAGACACCCGAACAACCCAGAAGACGGAGACCCGGAACCCAGCGAUCAAGAAGACGAAGAAGACAUGUCGGACAACAACAGCGGGGCAGUAAACAAACCCAACCAAUUCGAAGGAGAUAAAGGGAAGAGCAAGGAAUUCCUGGACGAAUUGUACCUAUACUUUGAAGGAAACUCUAAGAAGAUCCAGACCGAUAAAGAUAAGGUUCAGUGCACCCUUUCCUAUAUCAAAGGACCUGCCCAAUUCUUUGUUCACACCGUCAUAACUGAUGCACAAGAUCUGAUCUCUGAUACCAAGAAUGCGCCACUCAAAGGAUUACCUGUGAAGGGGCCUAACAACUGA